CGGAUGGUUUUGACCGAAGCUGGCACCCCGGCUCUUGUCGCCCUGGCAGUAUGCUCAUUCAUCGUCACGUGGGCGGUCUCUUUUGCCUCCUGCACUGUGCUGUCACGCACGCCAGAGCUGCUAAAGGAACGGCUCAAGGGCGUCUUGUGCUUCGGCGUCGCCGCCAUGCUGAGUGACGUGUUCCUGGUGAGAUCUGCAGAUAGAGUAGACAACUACCCGGCCAGAUCCUCACUGUCUGGCUGUCUGUUGUGUGUGUCUGUGUGCGGUGCGUGUGUGUUAUGCUGCAGCACAUCAUUCCUCACGUGUACGGCGAUAUGGCGAAGCUUGAUAGGUAACGAACGGACAAGAACAGACAGAGAUGGGAGUGGUGUGUGUGUGUUUGCCGGCAUGCCAUGGGUGGUCUGUCUGUCUGCGCAGCGCCAGUGUGGAGGAGUCGAUGGUGACCAACGGGGUCGGCUUCCUUCUCGGAAUCGCCGUUGCCCAUGGCCUCGACAUCCUCCUGCAGGCCUACCACGUUGAGCCCAGCUCACCACAUGGCGAAGAGCAGCAACACGGUGCCGACACCAGCGAUGCACAGCACGACAGUGUCGGUGAGAAGGUCUCUUUGCGACUGCGGGCGACGGCAAAGGGAGAGGCGGAAGAGGGCGAGGAUAGAGAAUUGGUCAGCAGGGAGGGUGGCGGUGGUGCCAGGCGGGCCGCGUUGCCAUUAUGGAGGGUGCUGAAGCCUGUGGCUGCUCUCAAUCUCAUGUCUGACCUGCUGCACAACGGUACGGUGAGCAGGGGACUUAGUGAUGUCAUUCAUGUCAAUACAUCAAUAAACGGCACCAUGUAUGUCAUCGCAGGUCUCGACGGGAUGAGCAUCGCGGUGUCAUUUCAGACCAACCGGCGCAUCGGUCUGUCCACAUCGCUGGCCAUCCUGGCGCAUGAAGUCGCGCAGGAAUUCGCAGACUUCGCUAUACUCGUCCACUCAGGUACGUUCGUUCACAGCUUGCCAAGCCAGGAACCACACACACUCCUCCUUAUCUCUUUCCCUCCCUCCCUCCCUCUAGGCCUGUCGCCGUAUCAGGCACUCGUCCUCAACGUGGCGGUGUCUUUUUCUGCCAUCGUCGGAGGUGCUCUCACCCUCCUGCUCGGGGCCGGUCUCUCUGAGUUGUGGAAAGACUUCCUGCUGUGUUUCGCCGGCGGCAACUUCCUCUAUAUUUCUCUGUUCGAGAUCCUCCCCGAGACGGUGACGGCCACGACGGCCGGCGGAGGUGAUCAGCGAGGCGGCCAGCGUGUUGCGGGCUUCCUGCUGGGCUUCCUGUGUCUGUAUGGCGUGCGGUGGAUGGAGCAGUAGCGUAGGUGGCCCUGACGAUCGAGCGCGUGAAGUGCAGCGAGCCAGUCACUCUCAGCGUGUUUGCUGUGCUGUGCUGUGCUGUGUGGGCGUUUUUUGGGGUCUGGAGAGGCCAGAGAGACAGAGAGAAAGAGGGAGAGAGAGAGAGAGAGAGAGAGAUGGCGUGUGGGGUACACUCGCACUGUACAUAGGCUAGGCGAGUACUGUCGGUGGGUAGGUAGCCUGCCCACCAGGGCAC
Messenger RNA from Vitrella brassicaformis, 1571 nucleotides. The record is from the annotation of a GenBank genome assembly. NCBI's taxonomy places the organism in Eukaryota, Vitrellaceae.